This is a messenger RNA of Bradysia coprophila, 703 nucleotides long. RefSeq lists its product as uncharacterized. NCBI's taxonomy places the organism in Eukaryota, Metazoa, Arthropoda, Insecta, Diptera, Sciaridae. The record is from RefSeq and is a predicted model, not a curated record.
UGUAUACUUUUCUUGGCUGUUGGUGGGUUCUAUAUUGCAGCUACAGAUGGAGCUUGUAAUCAGAUUUGUUCUGCUUCAAAUGGAGCUGUUGGAGCUCCUCCUAAUGGAGCUGGCGGUGCUGGGUCAGUAGGUGCAGCAGGCGAUCCUGGUUGUCCUGGAUGCCCUGGUGGUAAUGGAGGUGCCGGAGUUGGAACUGGAAAUGGAGGUGCUGGUGGAGUCGGAGGGAUAGGCGGCUCGCAAUCGGCAGUAGGUGCUCCAGGUUUUCCAGGUGGAGCUGGAGGAAAAGGCGGAGCAUCUGGUGGCACUGAUGGCUCUGGAGGUGCAGGAGGUGUCGGUGGAGCUGGAGGUACAGGAACUACAGGAUUGGGUGGAUCUGAUGGCGGUAAUGGAGGUGCAGGAGGUAUUGGAGGUUGUGCUGCUGGAACUGCUCCUGGAAAUACCGGAAUACCAGGUUCUGGAGGAGUUGGUGGAGCUGGUGGUGCAGCAACUGGUGGUAAAAAUGGCGGUAAUGGAGCAGUUGGAGGAAAAGGUGGAAAUGCAAUUCUAUCUGGUAAAAAUGGAGGCACUGGAGGAGCUUCAGGGGGCGUCGGUGGAACUUGCGGAAAUGGCGGAAUUGGUGGAAAUGGGUGUAACAGUCUUACUGGUGGAUUCGGCGGACUCGGAGGAGCAGCUGGAGGUGCAAGUUGUUCAGUUGGUGGUGUAG